CAAUGAUUAUACUUAGCUUAGGUAAUCUUGAGGCUGGCACUUGUCGCGUGCAACCGUCGCUCUUCUUCAAUUCACAAACGUUGACUGGGCAUGGUAAAUGUAAGAGGAGGUAGGAUUCCCUGCCACUUGCACGAAACUUCCCACGUGAAGUCGACAACAUCUCACACGCUACAUUAGGGACUUAGCUUUCCUCAGAUUUUUGUCACAAUGGCGCCAGACUCGGAGCAAUCAACAGACUUGGGUCACUUGGCCGGCGGUUCAACUACUGGGCGGCUCCCUACAGCGCUCAGGCUGCGUCUCGCGGCGGGCAGAUUCAUUAAGGGGUCUUCAGCAUUCGGGACAGAUAAGGUCGUGGCGCUCCCGUUUAACAAGAUCGCCAAGCUUGACGUUCCUACAAAUGAAAUCGACGCCAUGGAGUUUGUGCGGGCUAAUACCACCAUCCCAAUCCCCCAAAUCGUCGAAGUCUACAAAGACCCCGGUGGCGGUACUCAUUUCAUCAUGACACGGCUUCCCGGGACUCCCCUCGCAGACGCAGUCCGCGACAUGGGCCCUGCUCAGAUCGAGACCACCGCCAGCGACUUUGCUGACUACCUCGGGCAACUCCGCCGCCUCGUGCCACCGCCCUCGAAAGACGGCACGCCUGUAAUAGGGGGUGCUUCGGGCGGCCCGGGUUUCGAUCACCGCCUGGGCCCCAGGACGUGGGGUCCCUUUUCCACCGUCGCCGACUUCCACACAUACAUCCGCUUCGGGCAGCCGCUGGAGGACUGGGACCAUGAGCCAGCCGUCAUGGAGAUCCACGGGAAGCCGGAGGGUGCGUACCAGCUGCGGUUUACGCACGCGGACUUGGGGCCGCAGAAUAUCUUGGUCGAUCCCAAGAAUGGGAAAAUUACCGGCAUCAUCGACUGGGAGUUUGGGGGUUGGUAUCCCGAGUAUUGGGAGUACACCAAGAUGCACUAUGGCGGCGUGAGGCCGCAGUGGGAAAAGUGGUUUGCCCAAAUUUCAAAGGAAGAUGGUAUUGAGAAGUACGAAGCGGAGAGAACGGCGGAGGAGGCGAUUUGGUCAAGAGCAGGGCCGUUCGGGUACGUAUGAUAACCAUGCCAAAGUCAGUUUGCAAGUCAGAUACACACGCAAUAGUGCGUUUCCAGAGAAGCUUUUCUUUCCAAACAAGGCCAACCCAGACAAUGUG
Messenger RNA from Chaetomium fimeti, 1186 nucleotides. Its product is annotated as kinase-like domain-containing protein. The transcript is spliced from 2 exons. Bases 208 to 1089 code for a protein of 293 amino acids. The record is from RefSeq and is a predicted model, not a curated record. NCBI's taxonomy places the organism in Eukaryota, Fungi, Ascomycota, Sordariomycetes, Sordariales, Chaetomiaceae.